CUCAACCCUAUUCCCAGGCGCUUUGGUUUCCCGGAUCCGUCCUAUAACUUCCGAGGGCGUGGCUUCUCAAGACUUGCCUCUCCAUUUCCGGAACUUUGACCGGCUUUUUAAAGCCCCGCCCCAAACCUUAGGGCGUGGUCUCAAGCUGCGUCCCUCCUUCUCUGGAAGUUUUGCCGCGUUUUGGCAGCCCAGCCCUCGGUGUCCCACAGAUUCUGAAACUCCGCGCGCAACGGGAUCCGGCGGUGACCAGUGGGGUGCGGCGCUAGAGAAAACCUGACCUCCCCACCUCCACGGGAAUGCCGCGCCGGCCGCCGAGGGUCAGCUCCGGGAACAAGCCUCCUUCCGUGCCCGCCAUGGCGCCGGCUACCGACGGGCUUUGGGCCCACAGCCGCGCGGCGCUUGCCCGCCUGGAGAAGCUGCUGCGCUGCUCCCGCUGUGCUAAUAUUCUGAAGGAGCCCGUGUGCUUAGGAGGGUGUGAGCACAUCUUCUGUAGUGAUUGUAUAAGCGACUGUGUUGGGUCAGGAUGCCCAGUGUGUCACACCCCAGCCUGGAUCCUAGACCUCACGAUAAACAGACAGUUGGACAGCAUGAUCCAGCUCUAUAGUAAGCUCCAGAAUUUGCUACAGGACCAUAAGGUUUCAGAUUCAAAAGACGACACAUCUAGGGCAAGUUUAUUUCAUGAUGCAGAAAGGAAGAAGAAUUCAAUAAAAAUGUGGUUUAGUCCUCGAAGUAAGAGGGUUAGAUGUGUUGUGAAUAAAGUGUCAGUACAAACGCAGCCUCAAAGGACAAAGGAUGACAAAGCCCAGGAAGCCUAUGAAUUUGUUUCUGCAACUCCCCCUGUAGCUGUUUCUAAGAGGGCUAAAACAGCUUCUAGAACAUCUGCCAAAAAGCAUCAGAAAAAAUCCAUAGCUAAGAUGAACCGGGAGGGGAAUUUAAGACCGGAAACAAAGGAUAGUAGAUUUGAUUCCAAAGAGGAGCUGAAGGAAGAGAAGGCUGCCUCCUGUAGCCAAACACCAGUUACGGAGAGACCAUGGGUAAAUAGCGAAAUAGACUUAUUAGCAAGUGGCUCUGUUGUGGAAUCCGAAUGCUCGGGAAGCUUGACUGAAGUCUCUUUACCAUUGGCUGAGCAUAUAGUGUCUCCAGACACUGCGAGCAAGAGUGAAGAGACUCCGGAGAAGAAGGUCUGUGUCAAAGAUCUUCGUUCAGUAGGGAAUAAUGGAAAUCGUAAAGACUGCCACAGGCCCCCCACGUCUACUUCUAAGAAUUGUGGGAGCAAUGUUCCGAGCACCAGCAGAGACAUUGGUGAGCCAACGUUGCUUGCAGAAAACAUAGUGUUGGUUGACUGUUCUUCACUGCCUUCAGGCCGACUUGAGAUUGAUGUCACACUCAGGAGAAAGAGUAGCACAUCAGAUGACCCUGUUAGCCUUUCACCGGGUACACCCCCACCUCUGCUGAACAACUCAACUCACAGACAAAAGAUGUCAAGCCCCUCCACAGAGAAGCUGUCUUCCGGUAUUCCAGGUGGGAAAAGAAAUCACAGAGGAGAGACUUUACUUCAUAUUGCUUCUAUUAAGGGUGAUAUACCUUCUGUUGAAUACCUCUUGCAAAAUGGAAACGACCCAAAUGUUAAAGACCAUGCUGGAUGGACACCGUUGCAUGAAGCCUGCAGUCAUGGGCACCUGAAGAUAGUGGAACUUCUGCUCCAGCACAAUGCCUUGGUGAACACCACGGGCUAUCAGAAUGACUCUCCACUCCACGAUGCCGUCAAGAGUGGCCACAUUGACAUAGUCAAGGUGUUACUCUCCCACGGUGCUUCCAGGAAUGCUGUUAACAUAUUUGGUGAGCGGCCGGUGGACUGUGCAGACAAUGAGAAUAUAAGAUCAUUAUUGCUGCUGCCAGAGAAGAAUGAAUCAUUCUCAACCAGCCAGUGCUCUGUCGUGAACACUGGGCAGCGAAGGAGUCGGCCACUGGUACUGAUAGGCAGUGGGCUCUCUUCACAGCAGCAGAAAAUGCUCAGCAAACUCGAGACAGUUCUUAAGGCAAAAAGGUGUGCUGAAUUUGACAGUACAGUAACUCAUGUCAUUGUCCCUGACGAGGAGGCUCAGAGCACUCUGAAGUGCAUGCUUGGGAUUCUCAAUGGAUGCUGGGUCCUGAGUUUUGACUGGGUGAAAGCCUGUCUGGGCAGCAGAGUCCGUGAGCAGGAAGAGAAGUACGAGGUUCGAGGAGGGCCGCAGAGGAGCAGGCUCAACAGAGAGCAGCUGUUGCCAAAGCUGUUUGAUGGAUGCUACUUCUUCUUGGGGGGAAACUUCAAACAUCAUCCAAAGGAUGAUCUCCUUAAGCUCAUCGCAGCAGCAGGAGGCAAAGUCCUCAGUAGAAAGCCCAAGCCAGACAGUGACGUGACGCAGACCAUCAACACAGUUGCAUACCACGCCAAGCCUGAUUCUGAUCAGCGCUUCUGUACACAGUACAUCAUCUAUGAAGAUCUGUUUAACUGUCACCCAGAGAGGGUGCGGCAGGGCAAAGUCUGGAUGGCUCCUUCCACCUGGCUUAUCAGUUGUAUAAUGGCCUUUGAAUUGCUUCCUCUUGACAGCUGAAUGUCAUACCCAGUGAACAUUUUAACAUUCAUGGUUUGUGAGAACACGGCCUUUGUGAUAUGUUUGAUCAUUCAUGUUUUUAUGGAUAGGUAGAACCACGUUCUUUCCCCUUUGAGUUGCAAAAUAAAACAAUUGAUAGUAGAUUAGGAAUUCAUUUAGGUGCCUAAACUGCUGUUAAGAUUUCUUUUGUUCUCUUGAGGGUGGGGGGCUAUUACACAAGUGUCGUGGUCUUCCUCACCCAUGCAUGAGGCACAGAUUCCACACUAGGAACUUAUUUUACAUGUGGCCUGUGGUUUUUUGAUUGAUCAUGUCUUUCAAUAUCUAUCAAAGACUAAUGAGUGAGGUAGCAUCAGACUACUUGUUAAAUAUAUAUGUGGUCUAUCACUAAUUUAGUGUCCUCUAGAAAACAGAAUAUUAUCAUAUGAUUAAUUCUGCCCUUUUUAUGAUAAUGAGCAUUGUAAAUGUGCCAGUUUAGGCAUAAAGCUCUAUCUGGAAUUAUCCUUUUCCUGUUAUAUUUUAGUUUCUUGUCUUUUCUUGGUUUCUGUUGUUUGUGUAUGCACUAGGAAAUCAUGGUUCGAAGCCCUGGCUAUCAGCGCUGAGAUGAGCAGGGAGUUCCCAUGUGGGCUUACUGUGCGUGUUGCUGGCUGCCCGUGUGCGUCUGGGCGCACCUGUUUUCUCUAACUUACUUUAGCACUGUUUCUUAGAAGGCCUUGACAAUUUAGAACACUGUCAAAUGUCAACUCAUUAGAUUAGAAGCAAUCUGAUUUUGGUAAGUCUUUCUGGAAAUUACUAAAAUAAGUCUCUGAAUGCUUUCAUCCCUUUCCCAUUCCCUCCCU
Molecule: messenger RNA, 3430 nt
Organism: Apodemus sylvaticus (European woodmouse)
Lineage: Eukaryota; Metazoa; Chordata; Mammalia; Rodentia; Muridae
Gene: Bard1
Product: BRCA1 associated RING domain 1
Exons: 11
Coding region: 297-2594 (765 amino acids)
Molecular function (GO): protein binding
Source: RefSeq, a predicted model, not a curated record